This is a messenger RNA of Penicillium digitatum Pd1, 903 nucleotides long. RefSeq names its product dihydrodipicolinate synthase family protein. Gene Ontology annotation, molecular function: 4-hydroxy-tetrahydrodipicolinate synthase activity. Lineage: Eukaryota; Fungi; Ascomycota; Eurotiomycetes; Eurotiales; Aspergillaceae. The record is from RefSeq and is a predicted model, not a curated record.
AUGUAUGUCCCCACGGUAGCGUUCUUCAAACCCGACGAAGAAGUCGACAUUGCAACUGUCGAGAAACACGCCGUCUAUCUCGCCCGCAGUGGGGUAACCGGCCUAGUAACCCAGGGCAGCAAUGGCGAAGCCGUGCAUUUAGAUCGUGAAGAGCGCAAGGCCAUCACAGCCGCCACCCGUCGGGCCGUCGACGCAGCCGGCUACACCAGCAUGCCAGUGAUUGCCGGCGCCGGUGCCGCCUCAACGCGUGAAACCAUCCAGUUCUGUGAGGAUGCCGGUGCAGCAGGUGCUGACGCUGUCCUCGUGCUCCCACCCAGCUACUACAAGGCGCUCGUGAGCACCGAGUCCAUGCACGCUCACUUCCGAGCUGUGGCCGAUGCCUCGCCCGUUCCUGUACUCAUCUACAACUUCCCCGGCGUGCAGUCCGGCCUCGAUCUUAGCUCGGAUGACAUCGUGGCUCUCGCGGAACACCCCAAGAUCAUCGGGUGCAAGCUCACGUGCGGCAACACGGGCAAGUUGGCUCGUGUUGCGGCGGCGAGGUCUGAUUUCUUGACCUUUGGUGGCUCGGCUGAUUUCACGCUGCAGACGCUGAUUGCUGGUGGAGCGGGCAUUAUUGGUGGGGUUGCCAAUGUAAUACCUCGCUCGUGUGUGCGGGUAAUGGAAUUGUAUCGUGCUGGUAAGGUCCAGGAGGCGCAGAAGGUGCAGGCUGUAGUUGCGCGCGCUGACUGGGCUGCUGUCCAUGGUGGCUUUAUCGCUAUCAAGACUUGCCUGCAAUCCUACCGUGGGUAUGGUAGUCUACCUCGACGGCCUUGUGUUGUCCCCGCUGAUAAGGCUGCAGCAGCCAUCAAGGAGGAGUUCCGGGAGGGGAUGGAAUUGGAGAAGUCGUUGGAGACGGUGUCAUAG